Messenger RNA from Xiphophorus hellerii (green swordtail), 1653 nucleotides. It is a transcript of the gene tmem33, whose product is annotated as transmembrane protein 33. The coding region runs from base 134 to 880 and encodes 248 amino acids. The transcript is spliced from 8 exons. Lineage: Eukaryota; Metazoa; Chordata; Actinopteri; Cyprinodontiformes; Poeciliidae. Gene Ontology annotation, biological process: endoplasmic reticulum tubular network organization; membrane organization. Gene Ontology annotation, cellular component: endoplasmic reticulum; membrane. The record is from RefSeq and is a predicted model, not a curated record.
CUGCUUUAUCAUUUCAGAAGGUCAGCUGAUCAUUUACUACACACAGGAGUGACAAGCGUAGAUCUGAAUGACACAGAAAUAUUCGACGCUGUGACCGCUUUAUUAGAUCCACAUAGCAACCUUACACUGAAAUAUGGCAGACAAUAACCAGGCAAACCCUCCUCCCCAGCUGGGGCCUGUGCAAUUCUUAAUGAGCAGUAAGCUGGAAACAGCGAUGUGGCUUUCCCGUCUCUUCACAGUCUACUGCUCUGUAAUGUUUAUUCUGCCAAUUCUGGGGCCUCAAGCAGCAGCAAACUUUUAUCAAAGAGCUUUGUUAGCUAAUGCCCUCACCAGCACGCUCCGUUUACACCAGAGACUUCCACGCUUUCAGCUCAGCAGAGCGUUUUUGGCCCAAGCUCUGCAAGAGGACAGCUGUCAUUACCUGCUGUAUUCUCUAAUCCUGGUCAACUCUUACCCCAUCACAAUGAGCAUCUUCCCAGUUUUCUUGUUUUCUUUACUUCAUGCAACCACCUACACAAAGAAAGUUCUUGAUUCUAUGGGUCCAGGCAGCCUGAUGUUCAUCAGAAACCUCCUCGACCGACUAACGGCCAAUCAGCAGAACAUCCUGAAGUUUAUUGCUUGCAAUGAAAUCUUCUUAAUGCCGGCCACUGUUUUUAUGCUCUUCAGUGGUCAGGGAAGCUUGUUGCUGCCUUUUAUCUACUACCGCUUCCUCACGCUGCGCUACACAUCCAGAAGAAACCCUUACUGCCGCACCUUGUUCACUGAGCUACGAAUUCUUCUGGAGCACUUCAUCAUGAAGCCUUCUUGUCCUGCUUUUUUGAGGAGGAUGUGCCUCAGCAGCAUCGCCUUUAUCAGCCGCCUCGCCCCCACAGGGGUCUGAUUAGACUACGAAGAUGUUGUUCGGUUUUAGUUUUUCAGCCAUUUGCGAUGUGACUUACAAUUAUGAAGGGGACAGACAUUGCCAUCAGUGGAAGAAACCUUUUUUUGAAUGUCAACUUUACUGUCUGACUUCCCUUUUUUACCUGUAUAUUGAAGGGAAGCCUGUAAAGCACUGAAAUCUAAUAGUGAUAUUUCUGUUUUUGUUGGCUGAUCAGAGCACAGCAGAUAUCAGCUGCACUCUGCAUGUUUUGGCAGGUUUAUUUUCUUUCAUGUCAUUAUUUAUUCAUAAAAAUGUUUAUUCUGUGAUGGAAAAAUAACAUUCUAAGAUUAUAGAGACUUGAAGCAUGAAUAUGUUUUUAUUAAAGAAAUGUUUGUUUUGUUUUUUUGUCAAUAAUUAUGAAAUGUCUGAAUGCCUCACCUUCAACGUUUUCCUUCUAUGCCGUCAAAUACGUUUCAUUAGUAUCCAUAAUUAUUUUGCUAGGUUGUCUGAUGGAUGUGUAGCUGAGAAGAUAUCUGCUGUAUUUUUAAGAAUAUUUUAUGGUACCACAGUUUUUGCUGUCAGAGUUAUGUAUGAUAUAAUUUGCACAAUGCAUGUCAUCCUUACAUUGUUUCUCAAUUUUUAUCACAGCUCUGAACUUUUUUAACUCAAUGAUGUUGCAGUAGGUUUCCUCCUCAAUGCCUGUUUUCUUUACAUUUUAUGUGCUUCUAUACCUAAGAAGACACCACAUUUUUAUGACAAGAAUAAAGUUAUCUCUUAAAAAAAUCUCUAAAAUA